CCGACUGAAAGGGGUCCUCAUGAUAGGAGAUCGAGUGGCUCAGAUGAAGUCCGACGAGGAUGAGUCUGAGACCUUGAUAUCAAGCAGGAGUCGACGCAUGAAUCGCACGUCUGCGUAGGGCUGAACUCGCGACUUGCAGAAGCCACUCGGCUCUGCAUCAAGGAUUGUCCAAUGCCCGUCAUUGUCAUUUUUCAAUGUCUUGACAGGAUGGCCAUGCAUCGAUCGACCGGCUGGUGGUUGUUGGUUACGGCCAAUUGGUACCAUCAAAGGCGGCCCCAACCAUGGGCGUUGUUGGCUUGCUCAUAGGGCUGAAAUGGAGGGGCAAGCUCUUCUUUAACAUAGAGGUACCACGCAGGUAUGGACCGUGCUCGUCGACCCCGCCAUCCAUCCCUCUCCGCCUUCCCCUCCAACGGCAUGUUCCUAUCUCCAUGAUAUCGGCCGGUAUCUGGUUCGGGUCAACGCACCGGCGUUUUGUUAAAAAGACAGGCUGAAAAGCAAGGCUUGACAAGCAAGCCAGCGGCGCAAAGCUUCGAGCUGGCGGUAUAACGUAUGUGGUGAAUCGGGACACGAUGGCUCUAGACCUAGUGUCAAUGGAGAAGGACCGUUUCUGACAAAUGGAGGACACGCGAAAGUUCCCAAAUGGGUGAUGGUGAGGGAGGACGGCAGUAGUGUUUUGGUGGCACGAGGUCGCUGCGUCAUCACCGUCGUCGCCUGUCCCCCCGUACCCCGUGGGAUUUUGGUGGAGGCGCGGUGCAGCUGUCUUGAUGCAAUACUGAUGUCGAAGGGUAAGGUAACGGGUGGGGUCCAGAGCGUCUGCAUUCGACCCCAAUUCCAGGUAGAGCUCCUUCCCAUCGAGGAAGACUUGUUCCAAAACAUUCCGUCACGUAAUAAACGGAGAACCGUCACUGAUGAUUAUUUCGGCAAUCAAUUACACCCGCGCCAGCCAAUCCCGAACUCAGACGUUAGCCACCAAGGUGAGACGAUAGAGUUGAGCAUCGCAGCCGUGUGACGGCUUGCCACGCAGACUAGCUGGAGUUCAGCGGACACAAGUCGGCAUUAUUACUAUUCUUUGCCUUAUUUGCCCUCGCUCAGAGCACUCGAUAGGACUGACGCACUGGUUUCUCUCGGACUUUCCAAGAUCGAUGUGCGAAAGGAAAUCAUCGAGAUGCAAUAUGCAUGGUACAUAUAACCCGGGCCGCCCGCAUGCCCUGAACGACAAGAAAAAGUGGGCUGAACGGCGGCCUGAACGAGCCGUGGUCGCCUGCAGGUAUCAUUCAUAUCCCAUAUUAACGAGCCUCGCCCACCUUCCCCCUCAACCCCCUUGCUCAGGUUCUGUCUUGCAGCAAAGCUGUGCCCGCCUGUCUCCACGACAAGACGUUUCCAGCAGAAAUGAUGCGCCCUUGAGCUGACCUCCAAUAUUAAUCCCUUUUCCCCUGGUGCUCGACCAUUUCUCCUCUUGCACACUCACCUUCACUUUGUUUUAUUGUUGACUGCAAAGCUGGGGCUUCCCUGUCUCCAUACAAACACCGUCUGAACUCAAGCUUCCCUGUUUACUCCAUCGAUCAAGGGCCGGCCCGAACGACUUAUACCGAGGGCUCCGCCAAUCGAACAACAACGUGGGCAGUGUAGGUAAUUUACAAGAGGUGACAGCUCAACGCGCCCCAAGGAUUCUGACAAGCCAAGCGCGAUGGCUUCUCUGAUGCCAGUCCACGCUGUCUUUGCGCCAGCUGGAAAUGGCGCUUCGAAUGGUGGUGGUGGUGGUGGUGGUGAUGGGCAAAAGCCAAAGCGCGCGAGAACAAGCAAACCCAAGGUCAAGACGGGGUGUAACAACUGCAAACAACGAAGGAUCAAAUGCGACGAACUUCGACCAGAAUGCUACAACUGCGUGAGAUCAAAAAAGAUUUGUUCCGGAUACCCUCCUCCUCCGCGCAGCGCCAGACCGUUUGAAGAAAUCAGAAUUGCACCAAAACCAAUUGCCGGUGCCGGUGCCGUUGCGGCCGCUCCCCCACCCGUUCGCGAUGCUCUUCAACUGCAGCCUCACCCACGACGGGUGGCCAAACAGCUCAAGCGGACCACAAGCCCCCUUACACCAGUAACACCUCAAGCGUUCAUGAUGCCAACAAUGCCAACCAUGCCCGUUUUGCCGAUUAACGUCUCGAUAAAUCUCCCAUUCACCGCCGAAGAAGGACUCUAUUUCCAGCUGUUCCGUGAGCGGACGGCAAGUGAACUCUCGGGCUUCUUCGACUCUGCCUUCUGGGCACGAAGCGUCCUGCAGGAAUGCCAUGGCGCAUCCGCCAUUCGGCAUGCGGUUGUUGCUCUCGGAGCCUUGUACAAAACUCUAGAUAAAACAAACGAGUCACCGCCGGGGUCACCAAGUUCAAACGCCAGCCCCUAUGAUAGUGCCAGGAGGCACUGGGAGAUGGCUUUCAAGCAGUACGCCAACGCUCUGAGCGCGCUAAUCAAGGCCGAUUCAGCAGAGUCCUCCAACAGGACGAGAUUGAUGGCGAGCGUGCUGUUGGCAUGCUUUGACUCGUUUGUUGGCGACCACCAGCAAGCUAUUGUCCAAAUCCAAAAUGGGCUUCGACUGUUGGAGAAGCUCCGCCAGGAACGGAGACGGGCAUUCUUACCCAAGCCUGAGGAGCCGGUGGAGGAAGAGCUCAUUCAGAUGUUCACUCGACUAGCCAUUCAAGCAAAAUCCUACGACAUGGCUUUCCAUUUUCCACAACCCUAUGUCGUCCGCCUGACCGCGGCUGCCCAAGACCCCAGCUCACCGGGCUCUGAGGGCGGCUCGCCCAUUUCAACUGACCAAGGUCCCGUCCCAGAGCGAUUCUCAACUGUGCAGGAAGCUCGUAUCGUAUGGGAUCGCCUUGUCGAGCGCAUCUUCCGCUUCACCGAGACCAUGUUUGUUGAGGCUCAACACGGUGUCAUGGGCAUCCUUCCAACUACGCUGGCGCAGCGCGGUAUGGGCUUCAAAAAGGAAAUGGAUGACUGGGCUCAUGCAUUCGAACACAUCCUUCAGUCCAGAACGGCACCGGGCGUGAGCAGCCAGGAAAAGGCAUGCAUUGCUGCAGUGAAGAUGCAUCAGAUCAUGAGUAGUAUUCUGUUUAUGAUGACAUUUUCCGACAGCGAGCUGCACUUUGACAAGUUCACGCCGGAUUUCAAGCACAUUGUGGAUCUCGCUCUGGAAGUUGUUGGUGACGAGGAAAGAAGAGCGGCAGCCAAGCGUUGCCCAGAUCAGAGAUUCUGUUACCACCAAAGCCGAUGCGAACCCGAUAUCUUUGGAGGCCACGAAUACGCCGCACGCCAUAUCAAGCCCAGCUUCAGCGCGGAUCUGGGUAUCGUUCCGCCGUUGUAUGUGGUGGCGACCAAGUGCCGUGACCCCAUCCUUCGACGGCAGGCCAUUCAGCUCCUGAGGAGCAGCGCCAGGAGAGAAGGCAUGUGGGACAGCGAGCUGACGGCACGCAUUGGGAUGUGGAUCGCCGAGGUAGAGGAAGAGGGUUUGUUUGCCCCCAGUGAUUUUGCUCCGUCCCCCACCGGUUCGAGCCCUGUACAGCUGUACUCGCCCCGUCCGUCGACAAGCGGCAGUUCUUUGACGCCGCCGCCUUCUGCGACAUACAGCGGAGGCCGAUCGAGCCUCAGCCCUCAACCUGGGUUCGAGUACACAGACAGCCCGCCUAGUCAGAAUGGAUAUGCACGACAGUCGUCGCUUUCACCCAGUGUUUUGUCGGUGCAGAUACCGAAAAAGAUUGUGCCGGCAGAGAAGCGCGUCAUGGUCAGGGCAGUCGAGUUCAGCCUGCGUGACCGAUCGGCUACGAUACAACUGGGCUCGCGAAACCUCAGACUGGGGACACCGGAUUUGAGGACGAAAGUGACGAGGAUUACGUGGUGAUGGAAUUUUGGGUUUAUCUUUUUGCUUUCUCUUCUUGAAUAUCUCGACUUUCUCAUAUACCCGGACAAGUGCUCUCUAGUCUUGUACAGAGGAGGUCUUUUUUUUUUUCUUUUCUUUUUUUUUUUUUUUUUUCGUUUCGCUUCUUGUCGCAUUGUUGAAACGAUAUUUUUUCAUGUAUGUGAUGGGGGAAAAGGAGGCGGGAACGAAAACGGAAACGGGGGGUUCCAGAAAACGGUACACAGGAGAGCAUGGGUCGAGCAAUUGGAUCUCACGACCUUGCGUGUAUUUUGGGUGUUUUGUUUUGUUUUGCCUAUCUAGCUUGACUUGGUGGCGUUCUGUACAGCCAAUGUUGAAUAGUUGUUUGGUGUUGGAGGCAAGGAGGGUUAGACAAAUCGCCAGGGAACUGCUGUUGUGUGUCUCCCAGCAAAUCCGUUCAUUUUGGAAGAGCUGGUAUCUGAAGAAGUUGGCGGGACGGGAUGGGAAAACAGAACGACGAUGCUCUAGUCUUUUUUCGCUUGGAAGGAGCAAGAUAUUUAAAUAAACCAACCCAUCUUGAUCAAAUUAGAUUGCUUUGGCCGUGAUUGAACUCUUC
Podospora pseudopauciseta is the source of this 4481-nucleotide messenger RNA. RefSeq lists its product as uncharacterized. Lineage: Eukaryota; Fungi; Ascomycota; Sordariomycetes; Sordariales; Podosporaceae. The record is from RefSeq and is a predicted model, not a curated record. The coding region runs from base 1688 to 3889 and encodes 733 amino acids. Gene Ontology annotation, molecular function: DNA-binding transcription factor activity, RNA polymerase II-specific; zinc ion binding. The transcript has 3 exons. Gene Ontology annotation, biological process: regulation of DNA-templated transcription.